Messenger RNA from Parascedosporium putredinis, 639 nucleotides. The record is from the annotation of a GenBank genome assembly. NCBI's taxonomy places the organism in Eukaryota, Fungi, Ascomycota, Sordariomycetes, Microascales, Microascaceae.
AUGGCAUGGGUGGUCCAUCGUCGCAGUCUCAGGGCACCCUUCCCCCUCCCUGCUGGCAAAGAACUCCCUCCGGGAGUCACGUGUACCGAUGCGAUAUCACGAACUCUCAACACGCUACCGCCAGCGCAGCUUCUCGAUAUUCUCACCCAGAUGAAGGUCCUCGCAACGAACGAACCGAACCGUGCUACAGAGCUCCUCCAGCAAGCGCCGCAACUAGCAUACGCCGUUUUCCAGGCCCUUCUACUCAUGAACUUGGUCUCCCCAGAGGCCAUCUCUUCCGUUAUCGACGCGGGCGCCGCUCCUCCCAUGCCUCCUCAGCAGACACCUCUCGCCUAUCCUCCUCAGCCCGUAGCUGUGGGCGGCUAUCCAGGCGUAGCGGGCGCUCCUCUCGCGACCAAUACCCCACCGGUUGCUACUAACCCAUACGCGCCACCUCAACCUGCGGCGCAACCUGCGUAUGGAGCACCAGCGCCUGUCGCGGCCCCUCCUGGUCAAGAUUCCGAAGCCCUGAUGCGCGCCGUGAUGGAGCUUCCCAAGCCACAAUUGAUGCCCUUCCCGAAGCCGAGAGGGCACAGAUCCUUGCGCUCCGAGCAGGCUUCAUGUCACAGCGCCGCUAGCGGACACGUUGAGCUUCGCUAG